UGCUUUAUUUUUCCGAUAGCAGUCACAAAUCUAUCUUGCUAUUGCUUUUCAGAUAUUUUCACGUAGUUUCAUGCCAUUAUUUCAAUAAAAAUUGGGCAUGCCGCCCCAUUUAGCAAGGUGAAAGGGUGGAAACCAGAAUGGCAGUAUCAAGAAUCUUAAAGCUUUGAGAUCGAGAUAUCUGGCAUUCGGGUGAAAAUCUUAAAGCUUCAGCAACCUCGAAGUAGAUUGGCCGUUGGCAAAUGUUGUAAAUGACUAGAGAUCUUGGAGAAUCAACAACUUCAGGAUCUCCUAAUUCUUCCAUCCCUGCUAAUAAUACAAAUAGCAAUGAUGCUGGGAGUUUUGAAUGCAACAUCUGCUUUGAAUUAGCACAAGAUCCAAUAGUUACACUCUGCGGCCACCUCUACUGUUGGCCCUGCCUUUACCAAUGGCUCCAUGGUCAUGCCCAAUCCUCUGAAUGUCCAGUCUGCAAGGCAUUCAUCGAAGAGGAUAAGCUAGUUCCUCUUUAUGGACGGGGAAUUCCCAUGGAUCCACGAUCUAAAUCAAACUCAAAUGUCAACAUUCCCCAUCGUCCAGUUGGCCAAAGGCCUGCAACAGCUCAGAGACCUGCAUUGCCUCCUCCGCACAGUCUGAAUCAAUUUGCUCAGAUGAAUCCAUGGUUCAUGGGUGGGACACCUAUGGGUGGUGCAAGAUUUGGGAACUACACUUUCUCUGCUGUGAUUUGCGGUCUAUUUCCAUUACUGAAUUUCCAGGUGCAUGGAUUUCCAGUUACAACUUCAUAUGGGCCUGUUGCUGGCUUCCCAUAUGGUUAUCCUCAUGGAGGGCAUGCUUAUGGUUACCCGCGGCAAGUGGCUCAUGGGCUGGAGCUUGAUGUGUAUCUCAAGGUGCUUUUGAUCAUGGUUGGUGCUCUUGUAAUUGCUUAUCUUGUUUGGCUUAGUUGACUGUGAUUUUUAAUGAUGUAUUCCAAAUAUUCAUUAAAGGAUCCAUCCUGCCAUCUAAUGUUGAAUGCAUCCAAGUACCAUCGGUUUUCUGAUAUAAGUAGAAGGCCAAAUCUAAGUAGUUAGGAUAAUGCUAAUGUUUGUGGAUGAUGAUGUAGCCUAGUUUAGUAAUCAUAAAAUAAUUCACAUUCGUUCAA
Molecule: messenger RNA, 1132 nt
Organism: Dendrobium catenatum
Lineage: Eukaryota; Viridiplantae; Streptophyta; Magnoliopsida; Asparagales; Orchidaceae
Product: E3 ubiquitin ligase rnf-5-like
Biological process (GO): ubiquitin-dependent protein catabolic process
Cellular component (GO): endoplasmic reticulum
Molecular function (GO): ubiquitin-like protein conjugating enzyme binding; ubiquitin protein ligase activity
Source: RefSeq, a predicted model, not a curated record